Fraxinus pennsylvanica is the source of this 468-nucleotide messenger RNA. The record is from the annotation of a GenBank genome assembly. Lineage: Eukaryota; Viridiplantae; Streptophyta; Magnoliopsida; Lamiales; Oleaceae.
AUGGUCAACCUAAUCAGUAAGCGGACAACUGGCUUUGACAUGGCUCCAAAAUAUACUGCUCCAUUGCUUCGAGGCUCAGGUGAAUUACGUCAAUUUGAGGCGAUUAUACUAAUUUCGUCUAUCUUUGCUCAAUCAGGCUAUAAUAAGUAUGGCCAGCUUGGUAGAGGUAUUACCAGUGAAGGCCUUCGGUGGGCUUGUGUAAUUAAUGGGUAUGCUAGGUUCCUUGAUGAAGCCCCAGAGCUUGUGAAGAUUAUCCAAGUGUCAUGCGGAGAGGACCACUCAGCAGCCAUGUCGGAGGAAUGCGAGAUGUUAUUCGUCCAAGUUUCUUGUGGGGGUGUUCAUGUGGUUGCUCUGUUAGAAGAUGGCUUGCUACCAGCAUGGGCUAUACUUGGGGACUUGGAAGCAUGGGCCAACUUAGGCAUUGUUCACUUCAAUCCAGUGACAAGGAACUGUUGCCUAGGCGUGUAG